AUGUCAGGACAACGAGUAGAACGUAUGGUAGUUUUGUCACUUGUUUUGCUUGUGAUGAGAUUAACUGGCGCACAUGAUGUAACCUCACCUGUGCGUAGAGUGACUGGUGAUAUCGUGACAUCAGCACGGGCUCUGGGUGCGACAAAGUUUGUAUCGUACCUGGUAGCCACAGGGCUAGACAAGACACUCGCAGGACCGGGAACAUUUACCGUUUUCCUGCCAACAAACGACGCCUUUGGCAAUCUUUCUGAUGAUAUGAAAAACAACUUUAACGAUACGGAAUUCGCCAGGUCGACACUUCUUUAUCAUAUGACGUCAGGUCGACAUUAUAUGUCCGACUUUCAAGACGAAGAUGUUCUGAUCAGCCUCGAUCAGGAUUUGCCAAUCAGAAUAAAUAUCUAUCGAGGAGGCGAGGUUUUGACAGCUUCCGGAAGCGCUGUUGUCCAUAGCAACAUCAAUGCCAGUAACGGAGUUUUACAUGUUGUUGACCGCGUCAUGGUGAUGACCCCAGAGUUUGGCAGCGUUGCUGGUCUUCUAGGCUUUCCCAUAUUCCGCUAUAUGUAUUACGGAAUGAUUGAUGGGAAUAUGACUGGGCUUCUUUCAGGUGAUGAUCCUGUCACAGUGUUUGCUCCUAAUGAUGCAGCGUUCCAGAACCUGAAACCUGACCAAAUGAAGAAAUUAUACAAGAAUGCCACCGCAAUCAGACGAAUGGUGAGGAACCAUAUUGUUCGUGGGACCUUCUUUACUGCAGGCAUGUACGUGGGGGAACCAUUGACAACCCUAGAUGGACAAACGCUUCACGUAACAGUGGACAAAGGAAACAUCACCGUUGAUGAUGCUGCAUUGGUCAUACCUGACUGGACAUGUACUAAUGGAGUGGUUCACGUGACAGCGACUGUUUUUAUGCCCCCUGGACUUCUGGAGUCUGACAGAUAA
Messenger RNA from Ylistrum balloti, 936 nucleotides. Its product is annotated as periostin-like. The record is from RefSeq and is a predicted model, not a curated record. Gene Ontology annotation, molecular function: cell adhesion molecule binding. Gene Ontology annotation, cellular component: extracellular matrix. The transcript has 6 exons. The coding region runs from base 1 to 936 and encodes 311 amino acids. Gene Ontology annotation, biological process: cell adhesion; extracellular matrix organization. Lineage: Eukaryota; Metazoa; Mollusca; Bivalvia; Pectinida; Pectinidae.